Clunio marinus is the source of this 678-nucleotide messenger RNA. NCBI's taxonomy places the organism in Eukaryota, Metazoa, Arthropoda, Insecta, Diptera, Chironomidae. The record is from the annotation of a GenBank genome assembly.
AUGAGAUUGUACGAGUCUUACUUGUGCAAUGAUAGAUGGCUCAGUGUACAACCAUCAAACAAUAAAAUCAAACAUCAUUUAAAAUAUGAGAUAGACAACAAUCUUUUACUUUCAUUCAGCAAAACUCAUGUAAAUACAUUAUUUAGAAAAGACAAAGAUAUGCUGCAUCAUAAGGAAACAGAAUUUUAUACAUACAAUGGAAAAACAUAUCAAAAUGGAGACAAAGUUUACACUGGCCCAUAUAACCAAGGAUAUUGUGAGGGCUACUAUUGCAUCAAUGGAAGUUUAGAACCAUAUUACAUUGAAUGUGAAGAAAUUUUUGAUCCUGGCCUCGUCGUUGAUGGCUGUGAAACAAUCUUUACUGAAGGAGUUUGCUGUCCCAAUUUUGAGUGUCCUUCAGCUAUUUCUACGCCUUCUACUUUUGAAGGUGAUGCACCUUGUACAUAUAAAGGAAAAACAUAUCAAAACAGAGACUUCGUUUACUUGGGUGCGUUCGAUGGAAUUGGUUGUUCUUUUUAUCGCUGCAUCAAUGGAAAUGUACAACGAGACCAAACCGAGGACUGUGAAGGAGCUUUCACUGAUGAAUACAUUGCCUGCAAGCCAAUCUUUACAGAAGGAGUUUGUUGUCCCAAAUAUGAUUGUUCACAUAUUAUUAUGUAUCUAAAUGUUUCCCAAUGA